This is a messenger RNA of Larimichthys crocea (large yellow croaker), 1672 nucleotides long. It is a transcript of the gene nadka, whose product is annotated as NAD kinase a. The record is from RefSeq and is a predicted model, not a curated record. Lineage: Eukaryota; Metazoa; Chordata; Actinopteri; Sciaenidae. Gene Ontology annotation, biological process: NADP+ biosynthetic process; NAD+ metabolic process. Gene Ontology annotation, molecular function: NAD+ kinase activity. The coding region runs from base 189 to 1484 and encodes 431 amino acids. The transcript has 12 exons.
GGAGCGAGCCUGUGAUUGGUCGGUCAAGUAUCAGGAAGCGAUGAGCUGAGUGUUGACAGCUCUCCUGUAAACAUUAUUAUUAGUUAUCCGCUGGAGAAAUGGCGAGGCUCUGAUCCUGUGGCACAUCCUCCACAUCUGUGCCCUCUAACGUUGUGGGUGAAAGUUUACUCGCAGCCUGCCUCUCUGAGAUGGACGGUGGAGAGGAGGUGAGAGUUGAAGCUGCCCCGUACUGCUGCUCCACCUGUGACGGAGGUGAGGUCUCCGGCCGCAGCCUGACAAGACGCAACAAGAAGACCCGCAGCCUGAGCACCUCUUCAGCCGGCAGCUCCUCCGAGUACAGGAGGACUCAGUCUCUUCAUGGACCAAGCCCUGUGACCACAUUUGGCCCAAAGGCAUGCAUGCUACAGAAUCCGCACGCAGUAAUGCACAUUCAGGACCCCGCCAGCCAGAGACUGACGUGGAACAAGCCGCCAAAAAGUGUCCUUGUCAUCAAGAAGAUUCGAGAUGCUAGUCUGCUCGAGCCUUUCAAAGAGCUCUGCAUAUUCCUAACCGAGGUGAAAAACAUGGUUGUUUAUGUGGAAAAUAAAGUUCUGGAGGACCCAACUAUUUCAGGCGAUGAACACUUUGGGGCCAUUACUAAGAAAUUCUGCACUUUCAGAGAAGAUCUUGAUGACAUCUCUAAAUGCGUAGACUUCAUCAUCUGUCUUGGUGGAGAUGGAACUCUGCUGUAUGCAUCGUCGCUCUUUCAGGAGAGCGUUCCACCAGUUAUGGCCUUCCACCUGGGCUCCCUGGGCUUCUUGACGCCUUUCAAAUUUGACACUUACCAGUCUCAGGUCACCCAAAUUAUUGAAGGUAAUGCUGCCAUCGUCCUUCGAAGUCGCUUGAAAGUCCGGGUGCUUAAAGAGAACUGGGAGAAGAAGGCCAGAGUGGACGAAAAGGGCAUUAUCCUGACUAAUGGGGACAUUGAAAGUAGCCGGAAAGCAAUGCAGUAUCAGGUUCUGAACGAGGUGGUGGUGGACAGAGGACCUUCCUCCUAUCUCUCCAAUGUCGACCUCUUCCUAGAUGGACACCUCAUUACCACAGUGCAGGGAGAUGGUGUGAUAGUGUCUACACCUACAGGAAGUACAGCGUAUGCAGUGGCAGCAGGAGCUUCCAUGAUCCAUCCCAACGUCCCAGCCAUCAUGAUCACCCCCAUCUGCCCACACUCGCUCUCCUUCAGACCCAUCGUGGUGCCUGCUGGGGUGGAGCUGAAGAUAAUGCUGUCACGGGACGCCAGAAACACAGCUUGGGUGUCAUUUGAUGGAAGAAAACGACAAGAGAUAUGCCACGGAGACAGUAUUACCAUCACAACUUCCUGCUUUCCCGUUCCAUCAAUCUGUUUCCGGGACCCAGUCAACGACUGGUUCGAGAGCCUGGCCCAGUGUUUACACUGGAACGUGAGGAAGAAGCAGAACUACCUCAGCUCGGAGGACGAGGAGUUCUGAUUUACAUGAGCUUCAAGGUCGUCUCCGAAGUUUCCAGGGCUUGGUUUUGGUUUUAGCUUUUGACCAUGCUCUGUGCCAUUUUGUCUUUUCUAUGGAUGAAGGGGGUCUCACCAAACGCCAUUCAAAAAAAGAAAAAUCUGUCAUAACAAUGUUGCCUUUCAUAUGUAUUAAAAUGAUUGAUGAUAGAA